This is a messenger RNA of Parnassius apollo (apollo), 4308 nucleotides long. The record is from the annotation of a GenBank genome assembly. Lineage: Eukaryota; Metazoa; Arthropoda; Insecta; Lepidoptera; Papilionidae.
UUGUACUACCCGACUGACUACACGGUGUGCGGCUCGUGCUACCAGCAGCGCAACAAGGGCUCCUUCUGCCCGCUGUGCCGCCGCGCCUACCGCGCCGCCGCCUACCGCGACAUGAUCCGCUGCACCGCCUGCCGGAGGUACUGCUCUAUACAUGUGUACCCACACUUGUACUAUCUGACUGACUACACGGUGUGCGGCUCGUGCUACCAGCAGCGCAACAAGGGCUCCUUCUGCCCGCUGUGCCGCCGCGCCUACCGCGACAUGAUCUGCUGCACCGCCUGCCGGAGGUACUGCUCUAUACAUGUGUACCCACUUUUGUACUACCCGACUGACUACACGGUGUGCGGCUCGUGCUACCAGCAGCGCAACGAGGGCUCCUUCUGCCCGCUGUGCCGCCGCGCCUACCGCGCCGCCGCCUACCGCGACAUGAUCCGCUGCACCGCCUGCCGGAGGUACUGCUCUAUACGUGUGUACCCACACUUGUUCUACCCGACUGACUACACGGUGUGCGGGUCGUGCUACCAGCAGCGCAACGAGGGCUCCUUCUGCCCGCUGUGCCGCCGCGCCUACCGCGCCGCCGCCUACCGCGACAUGAUCUGCUGCACCGCCUGCCGGAGGUACUGCUCUAUACAUGUGUACCCACACUUGUACUACCCGACUGACUACACGGUGUGCGGCUCGUGCUACCAGCAGCGCAACAAGGGCUCCUUCUGCCCGCUGUGCCGCCGCGCCUACCGCGCCGCCGCCUACCGCGACAUGAUCCGCUGCACCGCCUGCCGGAGGUACUGCUCUAUACAUGUGUACCCACACUUGUACUACCCGACUGACUACACGGUGUGCGGCUCGUGCUACCAGCCGCGCAACGAGGGCGCCGUCUGCCCGCUGUGCCGCCGCGCCUACCGCGCCGCCGCCUACCGCGACAUGAUCCGCUGCACCGCCUGCCGGAGGUACUGCUCUAUACAUGUGUACCCACACUUGUACUACCCGACUGACUACACGGUGUGCGGCUCGUGCUACCAGCAGCGCAACAAGGGCUCCUUCUGCCCGCUGUGCCGCCGCGCCUACCGCGACAUGAUCCGCUGCACCGCCUGCCGGAGGUACUGCUCUAUACAUGUGUACCCACACUUGUACUACCCGACUGACUACACGGUGUGCGGCUCGACCUACCAGCAGCGCAACGAGGGCUCCUUCUGCCCGCUGUGCCGCCGCGCCUACCGCGCCGCCGCCUACCGCGACAUGAUCCGCUGCACCGCCUGCCGGAGGUACGUACACGGAGCUUGCGAUCCUGAAGCCGAACCGCAGCAGUACAGGCAAAAAAAAGAUCAAAAUCCUGCCUAUGAAUACAACUGCCCUAUUUGUAAAGCACACAUGCAAUUGACUGGCUCCAAGUCUGGCUCCUUUGAAGAAGACAGCUUGACGCAGAGUGGACAGGAUUCAUCAUACGGCGAUGAAAAUUCACAAGAGCAAGAUCCUCUUGCUAUAGAACCAAAAGGUGAUGUAGGUCUGGGAAAAGGAAAACCAUUUUCGGUGUCAUCAAAAGUGGCGAAGAAAAAGAUUGGCGGUUAUAAACUCAAGGGCGGGUACCCUCCCGCUGGUAAGCUGGGCUUCCAAAAGCGGCAAAGAUCUGUUCUAGAAUUUGGACGGAAAAGAGGCUCCAAGCCUAAAAUGAGGGGCGUGUUUGGAGUACCAGGGCUGGGCUUGCAAAGGCCUCAAGCGCCAGAUAACAAGACUCAAGAAGAUGAUCCAGGCGUAGAAAAUAAAUUAGUGUUGUGUUCGAGUAAAGACAAGUUUGUGCUGACGCAAGACUUGUGCGUAAUGUGCGGCGCUAUUGGGACGGAUUCCGAAGGCUGCCUUAUUGCUUGUGCGCAAUGUGGGCAAACAUAUCAUCCUUACUGUGUUAAUAUUAAGGUGUCGCAGGUGAUCGUGCGACAGGGCUGGCGCUGUCUGGACUGCACGGUGUGCGAGGGCUGCGGCACGCGCGGCGACGAGGCGCUGCUGGUGCUGUGCGACGACUGUGACACGGCGUGGCACACGUACUGCGCGCGGCCGCAGCUGGGCGACGUGCCGCGCGGCGCCUGGCGCUGCGAGCGCUGCCGCCGCUGCCUCGUGUGCGGCACGCGCGACACGCGCGCCUGGCGCGACAACUACACAGAAUGCGCUCCUUGUGCUUCUUUAGUGAUGUGUUGUGUGUGCUCGGAACCUUACUCGGAUGGCGAGCUGAUAAUUCAAUGCGAGACGUGUCGCCGAUGGCUACAUGCUUCCUGCGACUCAAUACGUAAUGAAAAUGAUGCUGAGAUAUGCUGUCGUGCGGGGUACAAGUGCGUGAUGUGCCGCGGGCGCGAGGUGCCGCCGCCGCACGUAGCGCAGGCGGCGGCGGCGCAAGCGGUGGCGGCGUGUGCGGGUGGCGCGGCGGGGUUAGGCGGCACAGGGGCCGGGGCGCGCGCAGGUGCCGCGCCGCGCCUCACCGCGCAGGAGCUGGGGCUGGCGGGCGAGUACUACGUGGACGACGUGUGCCUGUCGCAGCGCGGCGCGCACCACAUGAAGCAGCUUGAGGCCGACAUGGGCAUCACGCACACGCGCCGCAAGCGACGCUUCAAGAACGACAACACCGACAAGGAUGCCGUGGUUCAGAAUGCUGACAACGAGCUGGCUGAGGAUUCCAAGCCAGACAGCACCGCUGAAGUGAAAGAUGAACCUGGUGUGUCAUCAAACACAAAUCACAAAGAGGGCACGCUUUGGAAUGUGGCAAACGACGGUCCGCCACCCGAAGGUUUCACGGUAUAUACUAUAGAAUCCGGACUCACGGUUUUACGCAGAAAACGGCAGAGAAACCUUAACAAACUUGGUAUAGGCGGCUUUGUAGUUCGUCAGAGACAGACAACCAUAAAAGCACAAGCCGACGAGGAGAAGGAUGGAGACGGGACUCAGGCGUCUGGAGAAUCACCGAGUAAUAAGAGAAAGCCACGUCGCAAACCUCGUUCGAAGUUGAUGGAACAGUUUCCAUCUUACAUGCAAGAAGCGUUUUUCGGAAAAGAAUUACUAGAGCCCGUCAAGCCGGCUGUUAGUUCUACUGGCAAUAAUCCUUCGGAAAGUCCCGGUGGAUCAGUGCGUGCUACUACACCAGAGGGCUACCGAGAGCUGCGUGACUUCAAGCUUGAUUUUGAGAAUUCGGACAGUGAAGGCGAGGAUGUACUCGGUGCUUUGACUACUUUCAAUGACCACGACACAUCCUUUGUUAUUUCUCUGAAUACGGAAGAAAUAGAGCUCCUGAAUUCCUUAAAACCAAAAGAAGAAAAGGAUGAUUCAUCUACUAGCUUGAACCCUGAUGGUACUGUAAAAAUUAAACUUGAAAAUCCUGAAGAUGGGCAUUUAAAACACACUGAAGAUUCUACAGCACUGAAAAAUGCAAUUCUUGGUCCACAAACAAACGAAUCUGAACAAUCUUCGACUGCUACACCAGAAAAUAUACCUACAGUACACAGCACGAAAACUGAAACUGUUAGCAGCGAAACAGGUGGAUCAUCUCAAGGAUCAACAAUUUCACCCAAAGACGACUUAUCACUACUGGGAGUAAACCUGGAUGCGAUGGUAAGGGAUACGCUGCCUGAUAUGGAUGGCAAUGAUGUUGAUGAGAUAUUUAAAGGCGUGCUCACUGAUGAUUCUCAGGAGUCUCAAGAAUCAUCUGUAUCCUAUGUGAACUCUAUGGCAAGCACGCCGUACUCCCAGCAAAGGCAACAGUUGCAGAGCCCUAUGGAUUAUGCAUCACCAUACCACACCGAAUUUGGUAGCAGUAGCAACAGUGCGCUGAGUCCGCUUUUCUCGGAGUGCGGGUCGGGCGGCUGGGGCGAGCAGGCGGCCGCGCCGCCGCCCUCCUACAACCAGCGCAGCGCCGACAAGAUGCGCGCCGACGAGAGUGAGUGUCCCUCCCCCGCGCCCUCUUAUAGUGCGGCUGUUCUCGGAGUGCGGGUCGGGUGGCUGGGGCGAGCAGGCGGCCGCGCCGCCGCUCCUACAACCAGCGCAGCGCCGACAAGAUGCGCGCCGACGAGAGUGAGUGUCCCUCCCCCGCGCCCUCUUAUAGUGCGGCUGUUCUCGGAGUGCGGGUCGGGCGGCUGGGGCGAGCAGGCCGGCGCGCCGCCGCCCUCCUACAAUCAGCGCAGCGCCGACGAGAGUGAGUGUCCCUCCCCCGCGCCCUCUUAUAGUGCGGCUGUUCUCGGAGUGCGGGUCGGGCGGCUGGGGCGAGCAGGCGGCCGCGCCGCCGCCCUCCUACAAUCAGCGCAGCGCCGACAAGAUGCGCGCCGACGAGAGUGA